AUGAAUAUAGCUGCAAGUGAGAAUCAGAUCAUUUUCUCGAAUCAACAAAGUAACAUCGCAGCAUCUUUGCGUGAUUAUAUGGAUAUAUCUGCGAAUGAAAAUCAGACCAUUUUCUCAAAUCAACAAAGUAACAUCACAGCAACUUUACAUGAAUAUACAAAUAUAUCUGCGAGUGAAAAUCAGACCAUUUUCUCGAACCAUCAAAGUAACAUCACAACAUCUUUACGUGAUUAUACAAUUAAAUCUGCGA
This is a messenger RNA of Racocetra persica, 250 nucleotides long. NCBI's taxonomy places the organism in Eukaryota, Fungi, Glomeromycota, Glomeromycetes, Diversisporales, Gigasporaceae. The record is from the annotation of a GenBank genome assembly.